CAUAAUUUGAUUCGAGUUUUUGCUUAUUCAUGUUACCUCUGAUACAUUUAUUUUUGUUAGUUUAGUGAUUGAUCAUGUGCUAUUUUAUUUUUUUCGAUUUUUUUAAUACUAUCGCUUGUGUGUAGAAUCAAUCUAACCCAGUAGGUACUAGUAGGCCUCGCAUGAUUUGAUUUGACGUAGCUCUUAGGAAUCGAAUGGUUUGUGGUCUUGUGUAUGUUGGAUUUUCCUAAUUAAUAUCUGGACUUCGCUUAACUAUGAUGUUUGUUGCGUUUCUAGGCAUAAAUCAUAAAUAAGUCUUAUGAUCUUUUCGUGGGUUUGAGAUGGAUGAUGCUGAUGAGGAGGAAGAGCUAUAUGAUCUUUCUCUCUCUUCUUGAAUUAAAGAGAAAUUAGAUUAAUUGUGUUGAUAAUGGUGAUCAGAGAGGAGAUGGGUAUGAAGCCUAUUCUACUGAAUUUUGGUUUGGCUUUGGCUAUUUCAUUUGCUGGAUUUCUCUACUCACGCCUCAGAACUAGUAAAACCAAGCCCUCCACUGAUUCACACACAGGAUCUCCUUCAGAUCAUGGGAAUGAAGUUAAUUUAGGAGGAGGUACAGGAGAAGCAUUAAAUACUUGCAACACUGUUUCAGAAGGAAAUUUUCUAUAUGCUGAAGAAACAUGCAUCGACAGGGCGAUAAGUGACAAUUUUCCUACUGGUCUCUCUCCUAGCAGUAAGCAAAAUGAAGAGAAAGAUGAGUUCCUCCUACCUGAAUUUAAUGAUAUUGUUAAGGAAGUAGACUUGGGAGCCACCAUUGUCGGAAAUUUUUUUAAGAAAGAUUUAGAAGCACCAAGGUUAAAAGUAGGAUCUUCUAUAUCAUGCGCAGAUCCUGAGAAGGAUGACCAUGAGCAAGAGAUAAGGCAACUCAGGAACAUGAUUAGAAUGCUUCAAGACAGGGAACAAAGUCUUGAGGUUCAAUUGCUUGAGUACUAUGGUCUAAGAGAGGAAGAAACAGCAGUGAUGGAGCUCCAAAAUAGAUUGAAGAUAAGUAAUAUGGAGGCGAAAAUGUUCAAUCUGAAGGUUAAGACCUUACAGUCUGAGAAUUUGAGAUUAGAGAAAGAGGUUGCUGAUCAUGCAAAAGUGCUGGCUGAGCUUGAGGCUGCAGAAGCUAAAGUAAAACUGCUCAAGAGGAAAAUAAGGUAUGAAGCUGAACGGAAUAGGGAGAAGAUCAUAACUCUUCAACAAAGAGUUUCCAAGUUGCAAGACCAAGAAUGCAAAGAUGUUGCUUCUGAUCAAGAUAUUCAAAUAAAGCUGCAAAAGCUAAAGGGUCUAGAGUCUGAAGCAGAAGAGUUGAGGAAAUCUAACUUAAAAUUGCAGAUAGAAAACUCUGACUUAGCUCGAAGAUUGGAUUCUACCCAGAUGCUUGCAAAUGCUGUUCUGGGAGACACAGAUGUGGCAGAUGCUAUGAAGCAAGAAAAUGAGCGUCUUAGACAAGAUAACGAGGCCUUGAUGAAGAAAAUUGAGCAACUACAAUGUGAUAGAUGUUCAGAUCUUGAAGAAUUAGUGUAUAUGCGGUGGAUUAAUGCUUGUUUACGAUAUGAACUACGGAAUUAUCAGCCCCCACUGGGUAAAACAGUUGCAAAGGACUUAAGUAAAAGCUUAAGCCCUACUUCUGAGAAGAAAGCCAAGCAGCUUAUACUUGAAUAUGCAAAUACUGAUGAACAAGGUAGCAUAGUGGACUUUGAUUUAGACCAGUGGUCCUCCUCCCAGGCUUCUUUUCUUACUGACUCUGGAGAUUGUGAUGUUUUUUCUUCUGUUGAUAAUUCAUCUGCUGCAAGGACUAACGCCACAAGCCAGACCAAAAUUUUUAGCAAGCUUAGGAGACUGAUACUUGGCAAAGAUAGUCAUUAUCACCAUAGUGAGGUUUCAUUGCAUGAAAAAUCUGGAUAUCAACAAGAUGGCAAUUCUCCAGGGCUGAGUACAUCACCUAGAACUUCCACUUUCACAUCUAGAACUUCCUUUGAUUUCUCCAGGUUGACGAGUAUGAAGGAAGGAGAUACCACUGAUUCCUUAGCCAUAGAGAAAUCUAAUUUGGAGAAAUAUGCAGAAGCUUUAAAAGAUUCUAGUGCGAGUGCUAAACAUCAAAGACGUAGAAGAUCAGCAUCAUAUAGUUAGUUUGUUUUAGCUUAUUUUCAGUAUGCAGAAGUUAUACCUCUUUGACUGUGAAUGUUAUGUAUUAGAAAUUUAGGCUGUACAGUAUACAAAGUAUAUUAGCCGUUAGGACCAGUUCAGACACCAACCAUAUAACAAGUAAGAAUGCGUUUUUAAUCAUUGGCAAGCAUUCAUUGAUAGUAUUUUAGUUCAGAUUAUCACAGCAUUUCUAACUUGGAAAAUGAUAUUUGUCUCAAAAAUUUUACAAUU
Molecule: messenger RNA, 2392 nt
Organism: Gastrolobium bilobum
Lineage: Eukaryota; Viridiplantae; Streptophyta; Magnoliopsida; Fabales; Fabaceae
Product: protein CHUP1, chloroplastic-like
Exons: 4
Coding region: 407-2146 (579 amino acids)
Biological process (GO): chloroplast organization
Cellular component (GO): chloroplast outer membrane
Source: RefSeq, a predicted model, not a curated record